AUGAAGGCUGACAUCACCCAAAUAGUCCCGGCGCACCUGACGACCUGGGAAUGGAUGUUCGAGGCCCGCGAGUACUCUCCUCUAUAUCAGCCCUGCGGGGAGGAGCAGUCUCUAGGCGGCUAUGUCGAUGCCAUCACCCAUGAACGGCUGGACUGGGCCGACGUGAAGAUCAAAGCGACCCAGUUGAGUACUACGCUGAUCCGCGAGUAUGGUCUCCAACCGGGCGAGACGGUGUCGCUGUUCAGCACAAACACCAUCUGGUACCCUGUGGCCAUGUGGGCGGUGAUUCGAGCCGGUGGUCGAAUCAACGGAGCUUCGCCGGCUUACAAUGCAGAAGAGAUGACGCAUGCAUUGAAGACUGCCAAGUCGCGGUUCCUCAUGACAUUGCCGACGUCGCUGGACGUGGCGCUGGCAGCGGCGCAGAAGGCGGGGAUUCCACGGUCUCAUGUCUUCUUGCUGCAAGGCGCUGGCAGGGCAGCGGGGUUCACGACGAUCCAGGAGCUCAUGCGCCGCGGAGAGAAGUACAGCCCGUAUCCGCCGUACCGGAUACCAGAGGGCAAGACGAAUGCUGAAGUUUGUGGAUUUCUCAACUUCAGUAGUGGGACGACGGGGUUGCCGAAAGCGGUCAUGCUGUCCCACCAGAACAUCAUCGCGCAGUGCCAUCAGCUCAAACAGCUCCAGACGCCGGGACCGUAUAAGAUUCUGGCCGUGAUGCCUUUGUUCCACAUCACGGGCCUCGUCCGAUUCUGCACAUACCCGGUCCUCAUGAACGGCGACAGCAUCAUGCUCCCGUCCUUCAGCAUGGAAUCGAUGCUCCAAGCCAUCUGCGAGUUCCAUAUCCGAGAACUCAUCCUGGUGCCGCCGAUCCUCAUCCGCCUCGUGCGCGACAAGAUAGUCGACAACUACGACCUCCGCCACGUCGAGCGCUGGUCGUCCGGCUCGGCGCCCAUCUCGCCCGAGAUCAUUGCUCUCCUGCAGAAGAAGUUCCCCUGGACAGGAUUCCGACAGGGCUACGGAGCGACCGAGUCUACGGCGUGUAUAUCGGCGCACCCGCCUACUCAUUUCGACUACAAAUACGCCACUACAGGUGGGAUGUUGAUGGCGAACACCGUGGCCAAGGUUCUGGACUUGUCCACCGGUGCAGAGCUGGGCGUGAAAAAGACUGGCGAGAUCCUUGCGCGCGGGCCCCAGAUCGCCAUGGGAUACUUGGACAACCCGGCCGCCACGGCCGAGACGUUUGACGCAGAUGGCUUCUUGCAUACAGGUGAUGUGGGCCAUUUCGAUGAAGAAGGGCUCAUCCAUAUCGAAGACCGCAUCAAGGAGAUGAUCAAAGUCAAGGGUCAGCAGGUCGCGCCGGCCGAGCUGGAGGAUCUGUUGCUCGGUCAUGCUGACGUGGAGGAUUGUGCUGUGCUUGGAAUCCAGGACGAGUAUGCCGGUGAAAGGCCCAAGGCGUAUGUCGUGCUCAAGAAAGGCGUGGAGAAGAGUGAGGAGGUCGCGAAGAGGCUGUUGGAGUUUGUCAAGGAGAGGAAAGUCAGGUAUAAGUGGAUUGUGGAGAUUGAGUUUACGGAGCAGGUCCCGAAGAGUCCGACGGGGAAAUUGCUCAGGAGGGUUCUCAAGGUAAGGGAUAAAGAAGGAAAAGAGAGAGGGUUGAGGGUUAGGGAUGAGAAGGAGAGGGCGAGGCUGUGA
Messenger RNA from Capronia coronata CBS 617.96, 1686 nucleotides. RefSeq lists its product as uncharacterized. The transcript has 4 exons. The record is from RefSeq and is a predicted model, not a curated record. Bases 1 to 1686 code for a protein of 561 amino acids. Gene Ontology annotation, molecular function: CoA-ligase activity. Lineage: Eukaryota; Fungi; Ascomycota; Eurotiomycetes; Chaetothyriales; Herpotrichiellaceae.